UACUCCCUGGGAAAGCCAGCCAAUGACAGCAGGGCGGCAUCCGAUUGCAUAACCCAGGGAGAUGAGGAGUCCGAGCUUUCAAUAAGAGGCAGUCACCAGUCUCUCAGUAGGGCCGCUGGAAGGGAAUGAUGGAUGGCUAACUGUGUUUUAACAGACUCCAGAUCUCUACCAGGAGGUCUAAAAUGGAACCAGUGGAGAAAUGGUACAAAGAUUUGCUCGUUCUCAAGGCUCUGGACAAAAAGUUGAACUCAAAGGAAAAUGGGACUACAGGCUCAUGCCCAAAUUUGGUAAUAAGUAGAAGCGAUCAACCAGACUGCAAGCAUAUCACCAUGACAUCUAGUCCAAAGCUUCCAGUUCGAUCACACAGGCCCCUCUGUUUGUCUGUCUCAUCCGAUGGCAAUGGGAGAUAUGUGGCUUUGGAAUCCCAGGAUUUUAAAAGCAGCCUGAAAUCCCAGAUGGUAAAGGCUGAUACCACUAGAGCUUGUAGCAGCACUGGUUCUCUGGAGAGAGCUUCCCUCUUUUGCGCUUCUGGGUCAAACACAUCCACCUCAAAUUUAUCAGGUUCCAAUGAAACACUGGCUAAAACAAAGUCAUCCAGCAGGUUCUCCUUAUUUUCACCCCCUUGGAACAGCAGCUCAGAAUCUGACUCCAACCCUCCUUCGAGAUCUGGGUCCAAAAAGCUCAAGAACCACAGCCGCAGAUCCUUAAGUAAAACAGACAGUCCGAAGGACUGCAAACGGGGCAUUCCUGAGCAGCUGCAGUACACUGAACCAGUCAUCGCCAAGGUAACGGACUACAUUUAUGUGGGGAACCUCAAUGCGGCCUACAGUGGGCGUAUCCUGUGCAAGAACAACAUAGACAGCAUCAUUGAUAUGAGCAAUCUCCCUGGAGAGCUGAACAUGUGUUUAAUUCCAUGUACCUGCUCCAGGAAUGUCAAACACAGUUGGUCCCGUCUCAAGGUCGACAUCAGUGACUUUUCAAAUGACGACGUUUUCCCUUUGAAACAACAAUGCUUUGAAGACAUUAAUGAAUGCAUCAAUGCAUCAACGGAGAAACAGAAACGUGUCCUAAUUCACUGCCGGGAUGGGUAUUCUCUGGCACCAACUUGUAUUAUACAGUACCUCAUGCAGAAGCAGAACAUGCAGCUUAUGACUGCAUAUGAGUUUGUCAGAGCCAAGUAUCCACUCAAUAUCAAGGAAUGUCACCAAAAUCUUUUGGUAAUGCUUGAGAAGUCAUUGAGGCCUGGGAACAUGAACCCUGAGUGUUUUAAACAAGCCCUGUCCCGAAAGAUGGCUUGGACCUAAUUUGAUGGCUUUCAUCACCAUUAAAAUAAAUGCCUUAAGAUUUUGCUCACAAUUUCCAUUAGGUAAAACUGAGAAACCAUCAGAAAGUUUGCUCUGCUUGAAUAUACUGUUUGAGGUACAAACCCAGAGCAAACUAUUUCCUCCCUGAACAUUUCUGUACAUUUUUAUAACCCUAUCAUUUUGCUUUCUGCAUUAAAUUCUUGUAUUAAUGUUUUGCUUGAUUUUCCAAAUGGUAAACUGUAUCAGUAAGAGAUUUCUUUGUAUUAAAUAUAAGGUUAAACUUGAGAUAACAUGAGGAAGCUGUAGCAUUGAAGUAUUGGGAAAUGAAAACUAUAUAUUUUGUUUUCAACAUGUUUUGGUAUCAUUAAAAUACAGGUUUUGGUUGUGAACCAGUAAUUAUUGAAUGUGAUGCAUAUUCACAGGCUAAAUUUACAUUGCUGGCUGUGCAUCAUGUUCUACUCAGGAACAUAGGAAUUUGGAAUGUGAGAUUCACAGAAAUAUAGAAUGCAAUAUUAUAAGCUGGAAUGUAACUCUAUGAUGAUAUAAGACUGUGUUGUCUCUGAAUUUUGCACUGUUCUAGAGUUGUAAUGCAUCUUGAACAGUACCUAAGCAAUGUCAGACUAUCUCCAAGAGUUGGUCACAGAAUGUAUGAGCUUAAUACAACUUGGAGUCAAAUUGUUGGCCCUAACGCCACCCCUACAUUGUUAUGCACCUGAAGCCUUUGGUUUAAAAUGAUAUGCCAUUACAAUACAAUUUAGAUUUACAUAAGUCUGAAUUUCCUUUGAACAUCACCUCUAGGUGGCUCAAAAAGCAUAAGAAGAAUGACAUCAUUCUCCAAGUGAUAGGAAGUAGCUGCCAGAUAAAAGAUGUAAAAUAAAGGUGCCCGCAUGACAGAAUAAAGUCAAUCUACUUUUAUUUCCCCUGGCACCUCAUUCUUUCUUCCACUCUUGCUGGGAGCUCCUAAUCUUUCCCCAGCCUUCACUUCACUCCCAGUGCAGAUUUCCCUCACCCUCCCCCAAUGGAGAUUUCCCACACCCUUAUCCCAGCGCAGAUUUCCUUCACCCUCCCCCCAGUGCAGAUUUUCCUCCCCCU
Molecule: messenger RNA, 2396 nt
Organism: Chiloscyllium plagiosum (whitespotted bambooshark)
Lineage: Eukaryota; Metazoa; Chordata; Chondrichthyes; Orectolobiformes; Hemiscylliidae
Biological process (GO): negative regulation of MAPK cascade; peptidyl-tyrosine dephosphorylation
Cellular component (GO): cytoplasm; cytosol
Molecular function (GO): MAP kinase tyrosine/serine/threonine phosphatase activity; protein tyrosine/threonine phosphatase activity; MAP kinase tyrosine phosphatase activity
Source: RefSeq, a predicted model, not a curated record